UGAGUUGAUGAGACCCAAAAACAAAACAUUUUCUCCUAUCCUUCCUUCCCAGCUGUUCAUAGCUGUCCAAUUCCUUUCUCCAUGUGACCCUACUACAUGCAGAUGCAGAUACCCCCCACACAUUUAUUUUUUUAUUUAUUGUCAUUUCAAUCCCCAUAACAAUAAUAAACAAUAUCACUAGUAUAUUGAAUUCAGUUCAUAUUCUUCUUCUUCUUCUGCCUUUCUAACAUUCCCUCUGGCUCCUUCACAUUCAUACACACAUGUUUCUUCGUUUCUUUUUGUCUACUUGACACACAAUAAUACAUAUUCACACAUUGCAUAUAUAUAAAUAACACCACACUUUCAUUUUCUUGAGUCUAUUCCAUUGUAGCUAUAGUUAGAGCUAGUUUCUGUUUGGUUAUUGAGUUUUAUAGCUUAUCUCUCAAAUGGCUCAAUUGCCACCCAAAGUUCCAAUUCCAAACAUGACACAACCUUGGCCUGAAUUUUCUUCUCAUCAAAAAAUGCCUAACCUUAAAACUGUUCCACCACUCAAUGCUUCAAACUUCUCCAACAAUCAACAAAACCCUUCAUGGGUGGAUGAGUUUCUCGACUUCUCGUCCACCAGACGAGGGGCUCACAGACGGUCGGCGAGUGAUUCUGUGACGUUCAUUGAGGCGUCAAUGAUGGAGCAUUGUCGCCGUAGAGACAGGGACGGUGAGUUUGAAAGGUUUGAUGAUGAACAAUUGAUGUCUAUGUUUGGCGUGGAUGAGGUUUCCGGGAAAAACAUGAUGCAGCCGCCAGCCGCAGCCGGAGCAGCUACAUUGUACUCUAACUCAAACCCUUCAACUCCUUCUGAUAAUAACAGCAUCAACGAAGAGGAGGAGGAGGAUGAAAAGCAUCAUCAACAACAGAAACAAUUGAAGCAUGAAUCUGAUGAGGAUGAAUUUGAUGAAUGCAAACAGGAAACCGCACGAGUCGUCAAUGAUGAGGAUGAAGAUACUAACGGAAACACAUCUUAUUCAAGUCAGAAAAUUACUGACCCCAAGAGGGUCAAAAGAAUCUUGGCAAAUAGACAAUCCGCACAGAGAUCAAGAGUGAGGAAACUGCAAUACAUAUCAGAGCUUGAGAGAAGUGUAACUUCAUUACAGGCAGAAGUAUCAGUACUGUCACCACGAGUAGCAUUUCUGGAUCAUCAGAGGUUGCUUCUAAAUGUUGAUAACAGUGCUCUCAAGCAAAGAAUCGCAGCUCUUGCCCAAGACAAAAUCUUCAAAGAUGCUCAUCAAGAGGCAUUAAAGAGGGAGAUAGAAAGGCUGAGACAAGUUUAUCAUCAACAAAACAUCAAGAAUAAUGCUUCACCAUCUCCAUCACCUAAACCACCUUGUGAUAAUGAUACUCACAUUGAAAAUGAACAUCUUAUCAAUGUCUGAGACCUAGCUGCUAUAGUUCACAUGAUUCUAUGCUGUCAUUUCUUUUUUUAUUCAAGAAACAGCAUAGUUUUGCUAGAAGGAGUAAUGAAGGUAAAAGCAAAAAGAUAUUAGGCAGAAUAUUAGUGGUAAGCUCUUGCUAUCAAAACUGUGGCAGUCACGUGAUGUGUUCCACUUUAUAGAAUGGGACCACUCAAAAUUGUAUGAUUGGGAUUCAGUGAGACACAUGUGCAACACUCAGUGAUAUCAAUAUCAGAGAGAAGAAAGAAACAGUGCUUGAUGGUGUUGGUGUCUGCUUUAACUAGAUGGGGUUUAUGUAAUGUAAUGUUGGAGAUUCUUUCAUUUCUAUUUUUGUUAUUAUUAUUUCUUGUCUUUGCUUUUAUUUCAAUUUUAUGGUGUUUUUCAAUUCAAGUUGGAAAACAGAAACUAGUGGAGUUUUGUUUUCUUGUACUGUUUUUAUUAUUAUUGCUGCUUUAUUUUGACAUAAUAAUUGGAAAAGUUAAUCCAAGUGUAAAUAUUUUCAUCAA
Lathyrus oleraceus (garden pea) is the source of this 1930-nucleotide messenger RNA. Its product is annotated as basic leucine zipper 34. Gene Ontology annotation, biological process: positive regulation of DNA-templated transcription. Gene Ontology annotation, cellular component: nucleus. The transcript has 4 exons. Bases 426 to 1406 code for a protein of 326 amino acids. The record is from RefSeq and is a predicted model, not a curated record. Lineage: Eukaryota; Viridiplantae; Streptophyta; Magnoliopsida; Fabales; Fabaceae. Gene Ontology annotation, molecular function: DNA-binding transcription factor activity; DNA binding.